Pseudophryne corroboree (corroboree frog) is the source of this 2191-nucleotide messenger RNA. It is a transcript of the gene METTL1, whose product is annotated as methyltransferase 1, tRNA methylguanosine. The transcript has 6 exons. Lineage: Eukaryota; Metazoa; Chordata; Amphibia; Anura; Myobatrachidae. Gene Ontology annotation, molecular function: tRNA (guanine(46)-N7)-methyltransferase activity. The record is from RefSeq and is a predicted model, not a curated record. Gene Ontology annotation, cellular component: tRNA methyltransferase complex. The coding region runs from base 12 to 950 and encodes 312 amino acids. Gene Ontology annotation, biological process: RNA (guanine-N7)-methylation; tRNA methylation.
AGCGGCGCUCUAUGUGCGUCAGGACGCUGGACAAGGAAGGAAGGAGCACACAUUGCAGAGAGCACGUUGCUCUGUUGCUGGUGUGGGGAAGGCUGCGAAUGGGGGACGGCGUUGCUAUGUCCCAGACACAGCUGCAGCCAUGUGCCGCAGUGUCCGAGCCGGGAAAAGCGGUGUCCCUUCCCCAGAAGCGCUAUUACAGGCAGAGAGCCCACUCCAAUCCCAUAGCUGAUCAUACUUUCCAGUAUCCAGUAAAACCUGAAAAAAUGGAUUGGUCGGAGUACUAUCCUGAAUAUUUUAAGGAACUGUCAUCUGAUUGUAUUCAUGAUGAUGUAAAGGACAUGAUGGUGGAAGAGAAGAAACAAGUUUAUCAAGUUGAGUUUGCAGACAUUGGCUGUGGAUAUGGUGGUUUGCUAGUUGAGUUGUCACCCUUGUUUCCAAAUACACUCAUGCUUGGACUGGAAAUAAGGGUCAAGGUGUCUGACUAUGUGCAAGACAGGAUUAAGUCACUAAGAGCUUCCCAUCCGGGCCAGUACCAGAACAUUGCCUGCAUCAGGAGCAAUGCUAUGAAAUACCUACCCAACUUCUUCAAGAAAGCGCAGUUGAGUAAGAUGUUCUUCCUGUUUCCUGACCCUCACUUUAAGAAGACAAAGCAUAAAUGGAGGAUCAUCAGUUCUACGCUGUUGGCAGAAUAUGCCUAUGUGCUGCGUGUUGGGGGGUUGGUGUACACAAUCACAGAUGUGGACGAAGUCCAUGAAUGGAUGGUAAAACAUUUUACAGAACAUCCCCUUUUUGAGCGGGUCUCAAAAGAGCAACUGGCAAAUGACAUUAUCAUAGACAAUCUGGGCACAUCCACGGAAGAAGGAAAGAAGGUUCAGCGCAACAAAGGACAGAACUUCUUGGCAGUAUUUUGCCGUGUAGAAAACAAGACAUUCAGGAAUCGAGAUUCAUAGCUGGGAUGUUGGAGAUAUCUGAGAUUUACACCCUGCCCUCCCCAAAGGGUGGACAGACCAAUGUAAAAUUUGGAAAGUUCCUGACAUCCUAGUCCAGUUUAGGUCUGGACAGACUGAGGUGGAGGGUCCAUGGUAUGAUACAAAGUCUGGCAGAAGCUGCUGCUACAUCACUCUUCAUGCCGCAGCUUAGAUGACACAAUUUAUAGUCUUUGGACGUUUGUGAGUUGUGGAUGAAUGUUUUAAGACUGGUUUGUUGGGGGGGAAAAAACUGUAAGAAGGAAGAAAGAAUUACUCCUGCAAGUGGACAUGCUGCAUUAAUAUGUAUAGGUGUAUUCAUUGGCUCUAUACCAUGUUUUUGUACCAUCUUGGUUUGCGUCACUAUAAUCUUUGAGAGUUCUUCCUCAGCGCACAGUAACCAUUUUGCGGAUUUGAAUUAUCUUUAUUAGCAUUAACAUUUCAUUAUCUUCCCGAGCAGAAUCUCUCAGCUCUCACAAGUAGAGCCCUACACACACAAGCUGCUUGUUUGCCAGUGUAUGGUUUAUUUAUUUUUUUACUCUCCCCCUGAUAAAAUGACAGUAAUGAUAAAAAAAUAGAUGGUAGAUAUAGAGGGGUCAGGGCUGAAAUUCCAGCGGUCCUGAUGCCGGCGGUCAGAAUACCAACCGCUGCAUCCCAAUGGUUAGAAUCCUUACUGGGGUCGGGAUUGAUUCCUGGCAGCCAUUCUUGUAUAGAAGUAAGGAAAUAGAACAUAAAUACAGGAGUCUCCUAAGUACAUAUUUCCAGUGUAGUUGUACCCUGGAAAGGGGGGGGGGGGGAAGCAUAAGAUAAGAAAAGCAGUAAACUUGUCAGUUAUGUUUUGUGUAUAAAUUGUGACCUAGGUAUUUUCUAUGAGUAUGUUAGAUUCUCAAUUCCAAAGACAUUGUUAAAAGCACAGUUUUUUUUUUUUUUAACUAUAACUAGCCAUAAGUAAUAUGUGAUUAUGUGCAGCUGUAUGAGCUGCCCGCAGCGCCAUCUCGCCACUAUAUGUAAAUGGUACUGUCUCUCAAUAACACUGCCUGUUGGUGAUCUAUAAAAUACAUGUUAAAUUUGAGUAAAACACAUUAAUAUUGUGUAUUGAAGGUACAGUGCCUUGCUAAAGUAUUCACCCCCCCUUUGCAUUUUUCAUGUUUUGUUUCCUCACAACCUGGAAUUAAAAUGGAUUGUUUGAAGGUUUACACCAUUUCAUUCACAGAACAUGCCUACAA